This is a messenger RNA of Salpingoeca rosetta, 738 nucleotides long. RefSeq lists its product as uncharacterized. The record is from RefSeq and is a predicted model, not a curated record. The transcript is spliced from 4 exons. Gene Ontology annotation, molecular function: glycerophospholipase activity. The coding region runs from base 1 to 738 and encodes 245 amino acids. NCBI's taxonomy places the organism in Eukaryota, Choanoflagellata, Craspedida, Salpingoecidae.
AUGAUGGUGACGACGAUGGAGAUGUCUGCCAUGCCGAAGAUGGCGCAGAGUGCAGCCAAGUACGCAGAACACCAGCACGGCGAGGGUGAGGGUGGCGAUGAUGAGCAGGUCUCGCCGCGCGCGCUUGAGCCCUUGCUCGUUGCUGCGCGGGGCUGGCUGGUGGCGGUUGCCGCCGUCGUUGACCAGAUGCAACCUGGGCCGGCGGGCUCGCUUCUUGGGCUCAAACGCAAUGGCCGUGAGGAGGACGUGACGCCGCUGCUUGAGCGCCAGCGGUACAUACCGUCAUACAACAUCCCGUAUUUCAAGGACAUCUUCGCCAUCUCCGGAUAUGGCCGUGCCGGGUUCAACUACACCACGGAUCCACGGGCACAGAUCUUUAGGCGCGAUCACGGCAAGGUGUACGACAUUGACAGCAUGUGCAAGCUGAUGAACUCCAACAACUACAAGCGCGAUCCCCUGUCAAAGGGCAAUCCUUGCAACCAGAUUUCAGCCCGCUGUGAUCUCCCCGACGCAUCACUGCCGCACCAGCAAUCCAACGGGCCGUAUGCGUUUGGUGGCAUCGACAGCAAGAACGUCGAUCACUCGCACGUGAAUGCGCAGCGUGUGCGCGCAAUCAGUGGCAUGCCGUACGAGCACGUGCCUGCGUUUGUAUUUGAUGAGCAAUGGAGUGGCGUUGCGCAUCAGGGCAUGCCACACAUGUUCAAGUUCAACUGGACAACCAUGGCGCCGGCGCCAUAA